AUGGAAUCUCGUACAAUCCCCAGCCAGGAAAUCGAGAUACUAUCACAAGAAAUCGACGAAGACUUUGGAUCUUAUCGCAUACGAUCCAAACAAAGAGUUCACUAUGUAAAAAUAGCAACCGGCAUUUUUGGCGAAGACACCAUGUGUCGUCCGCACUUGCUGGUACCCCAAUUACCGCAAUUUCCAGACGAAGACUGGACAAUAAUGGAAGUCAGCCGCAAACCAGACGGUUCUUUGGCAUUCGAUCUCUCAUUCAAAGUCUUGCCAUCCGUAAAGACAAUAUGGCAUCCAAACACCAUCGACGUGCUGUCUUUAGAGAAAGUCAAGCGGCACCGAUCCGGAGUCCACGAAGUGCUGUUUUCGGGCCUUCCAGCUAUUUGUAAAAUAGCUUGUUUCCGGUGGCAAAUCCCUAGAAUCGAGCAUGAGACCUUCAUAUAUUCAGUGAUCGAAGAAUACCGAGAGCCUGGGGAUCCAGUCAUCGCUCCUGCUUUCUUGGGACACGUGACGGAGAAUGGACAAGUGAUUGGGAUGCUACUUGAGAAGUUGGAGGGCGACUUUGCAUCGGCAAAGGAUCUAUCGGUAUGCAGUGAAGCCCUCGAGAACAUUCAUCACAUGAAUAUUGUUCAUGGAGAUGUCAAUCGCUACAAUUUCAUCCUGGACCGGUCGAAGGAACCUGCUCAUGUUUACCUCGUCGAUUUCGAACAUGCUGAGCCAUAUGAGGAAUCGAAGGCGCUUGGAGAACUCCAAUCAUUAUCGUCAGAACUGGCAGAAACUUCUGGAAGAGGUGGAUCGAUUGUAGUAGUUCGUGAGAAUUUGCAGGUAUCUGAACCGGGCAAGAUCGAACAAUAA
Molecule: messenger RNA, 849 nt
Organism: Cadophora gregata
Lineage: Eukaryota; Fungi; Ascomycota; Leotiomycetes; Helotiales; Ploettnerulaceae
Exons: 1
Coding region: 1-849 (282 amino acids)
Source: RefSeq, a predicted model, not a curated record